Mycosarcoma maydis (corn smut) is the source of this 3360-nucleotide messenger RNA. RefSeq lists its product as uncharacterized. Bases 1 to 3360 code for a protein of 1119 amino acids. The transcript has a single exon. The record is from RefSeq and is a predicted model, not a curated record. Lineage: Eukaryota; Fungi; Basidiomycota; Ustilaginomycetes; Ustilaginales. Gene Ontology annotation, molecular function: phosphatidylinositol binding.
AUGAGCUUGACAACAACAUACGAUCCAGCUUUUGCCUCGGCAGGCACCUCGCUCGCUCCUGUGCAAGAUGGCGACGGCGAUGCUAUCAUCUCGGGAAAGGCCGCAAGGGCGAGCAUACCGAAUCUCGCAGAUCCCAACCACCCAGCAGCGUUGACCCCACUGCGCGCUCAUUAUCUCAAAAAGACGCUCAUUCGCCUGCAGAUGGAACGAGAGGUUGCUCAGCUAAGCACCAAAGAUGCCCUCUCCACCUUCGGCCCACCUUUCCGAGCCUCGCCUGAGGCUCGACGGACGGAUCUGCCCUUGCUACGCUUCAUGUUCCAACACUUUGUCCUCACCUUUCCCUUUCUCAGAUCAGCCCCACCCAACUUCUUCGCAGACAAAGUGCAGGUUUUCUUUGACAAAUUCCUCGAGCGGAAUAUCAGCAGCACCGAAGACAGAGACGAGUCGACAAAGCGACGAAGACUCACCACCAAACUCGAAAAGUACUUUGUGCUUCUCAUUGGCUCUGCUAUCAAGGUCAAAGGUAUUGGCGAGGAUGUUGUUCGCAUCUCUGAGCACGAUCGCGUCAGGAUGGACGCUGUUGAACUGCGUCGCAAGGCUGCACUAGGUAGGGCCGCCGGCGCAUCUCCAAGAGGCGAAGAAGAUGCGGGCUCGUCGUCUGGCUUCGAUAUCAAUGUCGUUUCCGUUCGCAACGUGAUCACAAAGGGCAGGCUUCGCAGUCGUGCGCACGAAGAGUUUAUCAUCCGCACACGCCGAGGCUACGGACAACCGGACAUCUACGUCUCUCGUCGUUACGGCGACUUUGAGAGGCUCGCAGACUCUCUCAAAGUCGAAUAUCCAGACGAGGGCAUCCGUCCACCACCGCCGAAGGAUCGAAGCAACACAGAUGUGGCUGAUCCGUAUCGAAGGGAACCUGCCAGCUCAUCCCAACCUGCCACUCCGCUUCCUGAUGGAAGUGAUGCGGCUUGUUCACGAGCAUCGACAGAGUCCAACAGCUCUCAGACGCGCAUUCCGAUACCUACUGGCCCACUCGCCAGAGAAAAGAAUCGUCUCACCCUGCGAGCGUAUCUGCGCUCUCUCCUUGCAAGUCCCUCUGUAGCUGAAAGCGCUUUGCUUAUGGACUUUCUCACGGCAGAGCCUACAACACUCAGCCGAGCUGAGGAGGAAGACGCUGCCAUUCGGGAAGGUCUCGAUCAUGUCCGUGAAGAGGAACACAAACGCUUCUCGGACGAAGCUGCCAAGCGCGCUCAGGAGCUGCAACGGCAUCUCAAGGACUUCAAACAGGACUUGGUCCAGCAUGAUGGUCUCACGCGCAUUUUUGCUACCGUCAAGUCGACCCCUCGCAUUGAAGACCUUCCGGAAAAGUACAAGGCACUGCUCAAGUGGGCGCGCAUCAGUCUUGCUUCCACCAUCUUUCACAUCUUCAUGGGCAGCGACAACUCUUCCGAGAUCUUUUCGCAGAUGAAGCGUAUGCACGGUAUGAUGCCCUACUUUAUGCUGCGUGGCAUUCUUCGCAUCUCCAAUCCCAUGGCCAUGGUGCGAGGCGUACUCGACAUCUUUCUCGCGCAGCCCUUUGGUCAACGCAGUCUUCUCCAGCGCAUGUUCUCCAGCAGCCUCCAAGAUGAGGUGCGCGAGCUCGAUGAAGUGUGCGCCGCCAUCUCUGCCAAGGUCGACGAUCCUGUCAUUUGCGAAAAGGUGCGUCAGUUUGUAUAUGCGCCUGCCGAGAUUCAAGCCCUGUACCGCAAGGUUGCCGAAGACGAGCGUUUGGAUCUGCUCACUGCUAUCCUCCGCUCGCCCGAGGCACCUGCGCUCGGCCGGCCGCAAAUCCAUCGAGUCGUCAAGGCGAGCCAAGCGUACGAAGUUUACAAGGAGUAUCGUAGAGGCCUCAAAAACCCAGAUUUGGAAGACGAGGGUCCGCAGGACGACGAUGCCUGGUUGUAUGAAGACUUGCAUGUGCUCAUCAAGAUGUUGACGCGUAAGCGUGACAAAGAGCAAAUGAUCUCGCUCAUCUUUGAAGGCGUCACUGCUGAGCUGCUCAAGGACAUGGUCACCAUCUUUUACUCGCCGCUCGCCCAGGUAUACAAGCUCGCCAAUAUCGCCGACAGCUUGUCAGAUCUUCAAGCCUUUAUCACAGAUCUCAUCAAGACAGUUGAAGCCAACGAAGAGCUCAGCUACACUGACCCGACACGCACUGUUCAAGUGUUUGUUGAUCUGGUGGAGAGACAUGAGGGCCGCUUCUACAACUUCGUCCAUCAGGUGCACUCCAAGGGUUCGGGCCUGUUUGAUGGGCUCAUGCAGUGGAUCGAGCUGUUCAUCAACUUUGUCCGCGGCAACGAGCGGUCAGCAGAGGCGGUCUCACUGCAGACAUCUAGCGAAUCUGAUCAAGCAGUAGGCAAGCUCGGAGGCAUCGGGGAGGUCGAUCUCGAGAUCUGCUUGCCUGCAGGAGGUGAAGAGCGGAGAAAGGCGCUCGACGAGAUCGACUCGCUGGUGUUAUAUGCGUAUCGACUCAAAUUUUUGCGUGAACUCAAGCUGCGUCGCAAGCUAGCAGAUCGCGAAGUUGCCGGUGUUGCAGGCAAGCUGAUGGGGGCAGACAAGAAACGCAGGCCUGAUGGGCUGACGGAGGAAGACGACUCGGCUUUUGUCGGUGCCAUGGUCGAGAAUCUGGGCGUUGGCGACAUAUUUACCGGAGAGGUAGCAGACGCCGAGGCAGAAGAAGACGAGUUGGAGACUUCGGACGAAGAGAAUUCGGACGACGAGUUCGGCGGGCAUAGCAGGGAAGAUACAAGCAGUAGACAUCGAAUGCGCACCUCCUCCAUGAGCGAAAGCGAAGUGUCUGCAGAGGACAUUGACGAACAAGUGCGAUGGAGACCUACACCGUCUCGCCAGGCAACGCUGACACCUGGCAGCCUGAAGCAGCUGGACAAAGACCUUCCGUCGUUGCCUCAGGAGGCCUUAACCCACGCCGCCGGCACGGAAAAGAGCCGCAAGCGUCGCAAGAUCCCAGCCCCCAAAGCACCCGAGCUAAAGGUGCUACCCGAGAUGCUGCCUCUGUUUGUCGAGAUGGUGCGACCUCUACUACGACCCGCAAGGACUGCUAGUGCUUCCAGUUACCGAUCUGCGAGCUACGAUCCUUAUACCCCUUUGCAGCAGCAGCGUCCGGGUCAAGCAAUCGCACCUCAACUACCGCCGUUGGCAACAACAGACGAAGGGCUGGCGAACAAUAUGCAGGAUCUGGAUCUGACUUCGACGUUGUCUCCUACGUCAUAUGUCUCUUCGCCAUUUGCCCCUGGCGUCGCAGACGGCGGCUCAAGUCGACAGGAUUCGCGAACCGAUCGGCUCCCCGGCGAGUAUCACUGGUGA